AGCUUAAUUCCAUCAUGAUAGAACAUCCUUUGUGUGCUUUCAUUUCUUCUAAAUUUGUGGAGGUGUUUGUUUUGUUUUGCCCAGGCUAUCUUGGUAAAUGUUUCUUUUGCACUUGAAGAGAAUGUGUCUUUUGCUGUUGUUGAGUGGAGUUUCUAUAAAUGUCAUCAGGUCAAGUUCUUUGUUGUGUUCAAGUCUUUUAUAAAUUUGAUAGUUUUCCUAAUAAUUGCCCAGUUACAGUAAUUGUGGAUUUGUCUAUUUCUCCUUUCAGUUUUACAUCCUGACGGAUAACUCCGCAUAGACACGAAGGUACUAUGGCAGAGAGGAUAGAACGUCUGUGUGAAACUGGGAGAAACAUUUUAUCUCUUUAAAUUUACUCUAGAAUGCUGAGACAAAAUGGAAAUCACUACGUAUCCCAGCAGGCCUAGUGGACCGCAGGACAAACGCCAAUAAGGGAAUCCAGGCAUUAGGCCACUCCCCCUCCCUAGGUUGGCAAGGCAACUGAUCUCGAAGCCAGCCAAUCGCCAUGUUUCCUGAGAGACUGGGAGUUGCAGGUGCACUUCAGAAUCCAUGGACAAGGGAAGAAGAAUCUGCAUGGGGAUGGCUUGGCAAUCUGGUACACAAAGGAUCGGAUGCAGCCAGGCCCAGAAGAGGCGAUAUUCUCCAGGAGUCCAGCGGGUAUUCCCUUACAUCUCAGCCAUGGUGAACAAUGGCUCCCUCAGCUACGAUCAUGAGCGGGAUGGGCGGCCUACAGAGCUGGGGGGCUGUACAGCCAUUGUCCGCAAUCUGCAUUAUGACACCUUCCUUGUGAUUCGCUAUGUCAAGAGGCAUCUGACGAUAAUGAUGGACAUCGAUGGCAAGCAUGAGUGGAGGGACUGCAUUGAGGUGCCAGGGGUUCGUCUGCCCCGGGGCUACUACUUUGGUACCUCCUCCAUCACUGGAGAUCUCUCGGAUAAUCAUGAUGUCAUUUCCCUGAAGUUGUUUGAGCUGACAGUGGAGAGAACCCCAGAAGAGGAGAAACUGCAUCGAGAUGUGUUCCUGCCCUCAGUGGACAACAUGAAGCUGCCUGAGGUGACUGCCCCAUUGCCGCCCCUGAGUGGCCUGGCCCUCUUCCUCAUCGUCUUCUUCUCGCUGGUGUUUUCCGUAUUUGCCAUUGUCAUUGGUAUCAUACUCUACAACAAAUGGCAGGAACAGAGCCGAAAGCGUUUCUACUGAGCCGUCCUGCUACUGCCGCCCCUGUGGCUGUCACUAUGAGGUGUGGGAGGAGCAGGCACUGGCCUGAGCAUAUAGCCUGGCAGGCCUUCUCUAGUCUCCAACAGCUGGUCAGGGACUCUGUUCUGUCACUGGAACUUUGAAUGCAGGGACACUGCAUUACCAUGGUAAUCCAUGGGGACAUCUGACUCUGGUUCAGGAAGCCCACCUACCCCAGGGCAGUGCUGCUGUGACGUGCCUUUCCCUGCAGUCCUUCCACUUGGGAGCUAAGAGGAUAGAGAGAAUUUAUGCGGUUAUGGUACUCAAAUCACAGAAAAGAAUUUCAUAGCUCAGGCUGCCUUGUUGUUGGACUCAGAGGAUCCUUGUACUUCAUUUUUAAAUCUGCAAAGAAUACAACACUGAUAACUUCCCAGACCUUCAGGCUUCCAUUCAUUGCUUUUCAUCCAAGCCUCUGUCCACUUAAGGAACUUUCGUUAGAAAUCUGGAUGGAAACUUCUUCCCUGAGUUGCCUUCUCCCUCCGUUCAUCGCUCUCUCCAAAUGCAGCCUGAGCUGGAAGAGACAUCUGGAUGCUUGUCUUUUGGAGCCUGGGGCUGCAGAACAAACUGAGGUUUUGCUGACCCUCAUUAGGUGGCCAUGGGGAAAGGGCUUUUUGCUUUGGCUCACUGCUCUAGUGAUUGUUUUUUAGUGUGAAACUUGGCUCUCUUGGUUUGUGACUUUCCCAGUUGGUUUCUUUAGGCCCUCAGUCAGGUUUGACACACUUGGUGUGCAAGUCAAGAGAAACUUGGAAGACUUCAUGGAUGUAAUAGGAGUAACUGUGAAACUGCCCAGCUCCAUGUUUUGACACCAAAAGCAACAUUUGCCAUGUGGAGAUGUUUCUGGACUCUGGAGCCUGCAUGUUUUGUGUUUAUCAUGAUUUUUAGAAUCCCACUUUGAGUGUUCAAAAUGUAAGGAAGCUUUCUUUUUAUAGCCUCGGCUUGGAUACUCCCCAAAGAGGAAACUUGGCUUCUUCUUCUUAAUGGAUAAGAAACUAUUGCUGAACUCCUGUUGCAAAUCUGGGAGCAAUAGACCCUGGUCAUCUGUGCCUGGAAGAGUUCAUUGUCAUUAAGUGACAGAGGCUGAGUGUCAUCCACUGUGGGUCAAUCCUUGUUCCACUGCCUUAUCUGACAAGGGGUCAAGUGCUGCUCACCUGUCUGCCCUGUGGUUAAAUUGGCCAAUAGGCCAGUCUCCCUGGAGGGCCUGGAGCUCUGAGCCCUCCUAGCCAUGUACUUCUGUAGCCUAAGGGAAAUUCUUAAAAUGGCUGAUGGAAAUCAAA
This is a messenger RNA of Neofelis nebulosa (Clouded leopard), 2522 nucleotides long. RefSeq names its product lectin, mannose binding 2 like (gene LMAN2L). Gene Ontology annotation, biological process: endoplasmic reticulum to Golgi vesicle-mediated transport; Golgi organization; endoplasmic reticulum organization. The transcript is spliced from 7 exons. The coding region runs from base 568 to 1212 and encodes 214 amino acids. NCBI's taxonomy places the organism in Eukaryota, Metazoa, Chordata, Mammalia, Carnivora, Felidae. The record is from RefSeq and is a predicted model, not a curated record. Gene Ontology annotation, molecular function: D-mannose binding. Gene Ontology annotation, cellular component: endoplasmic reticulum-Golgi intermediate compartment; COPII-coated ER to Golgi transport vesicle; endoplasmic reticulum membrane.